UUCAGUUCUUCGAUCCCUGUGCAGAGAGCUCACAAAACAAACAACAAACAAAUAACACUGGUAUCAUAACAUGCGAUCGUUGAACUCAUCUUUUAUUGGAAAAUCUGUGGCGGUCUGGCCGGUCUUCCUGGCAUUGGUGCAGGCUUACGAACGAGACGACGAUGAUAAGAGAUGCCUCGAGAGCGACGGCUGCCGUAUGACGGUCGGGUUCUUCUUGCUUCUUGUGUUACCACUGUUGAUAUGCUGGAAUGAGCACACACAUACACGCCUAGCCAAACUGUACAAGGUUGCCAAGCAGCACAUUCGCAACAUCACUGCACCACCAGGAAACGGAUACGAAUUUGAUGCACCCGUCCCACCAUUCGUUUCAGACGGUGAAUUCGUCUGUUGCUCUGGACUGCUUGGAGGGGCUGAACUUUUGCAGGAUAACUUGUUCCCCACCAUCAAGGUGGAAAGCGCCUUGUUGUUGAAACGAGAGAUAGAAAUCUAUCAGUACCGGGAAUACAAAAGCGACAAUAGUACAAUGGAGAUCGAGGAGGUGUGGUCUUCAAAGCCUCUUCCUGACCCCCGAAAGCACAAGGACAAGAAGAAUCCAGUGGGAAACUGGAACAUUUUCUCAGCUUCUGAAACGGUGGACACAGGCGACACUUUUCAGGGCGAAAAGAUCGAGUUUGGUGACAAUUUGGUCGUACAAAGGGCUUCCAACCCUGUUCUCGAGGCCCCGCUCCCUCUGUCCGUUCCCACGGCCCUCGUUGACGAAGCCUUCUUUCCGACACGCAAUGUCUAUCGGCUUCGAGAGUUUGGGCGGUUGAAAGACUUUCAGGGCACCUGGCAAGAAAAGUUUGUUCCAGCUGGUCCUGUCACCGUAAAUAAGGAGACAUACGGCAACCUUGUGUUCCCUCCGGAGUGCUUUGCAAUGGGCAAGUACGUUUACGACGGAGAUCCAGACACUGUGGGCACCAUUCGCAUGAGCUGGGCUUAUGCCUUGCCUCAAGACAUGACCGUGGCAGCAGAACUUGUGGAACCGGGACGGGAGUGCUUGGCAAGCUACGGUUGCAAACUCCAUCGUAUGAACCGGGGCGGACUUCUCGGCGUGCUUGGCAAGGUUGGUACCAUAAAGAAGGAACUAUUGGAGGGAGAAAGUGCGCCGCUCAUGUCGAAGUCAGACAUGCACACAAAUUUCGACAUGUGGACUCUGACUCCAUUUCAAGUCACGGGCACAUCUGUUGCUGCUUGCGGAGAGGAAAAGUUCUUGGGCCAGCUUUGGAUGAUUGCACCAGGCCUGAUGAACGCACAACAGCUUUUUUCGCGAGCGAGUUGGGCCAACGACAAGUCGUUGUUCGCUUACCGAGCCCUUACUCAUGUCUUGUUGUAUGUGGGGUGGAUGCUGAUCUUGUCGACGCCUGUGAGGAUGGUCUUUGGGACUGGAGUAGUUGCGUCGGUCCUCUCUGCUGGGUUAAUGGUCGUGGGCUUUGUUCUGGCGACCUCUUGCUGGGUGACCGUAUCAGCUCUAGCCUGUUGCACGGCACGUCCCUUGCGUUCCACUCUUCUGGUCGCCACGGUUCUUGUGUUUCUUUACGUUUCUGGAAAGCACCAUGUGACCGCUUCGGAAUAGCAGGAAAAGGUCUCAUUAUCAUUCAUUAGCUAGGAAUGUCCUGGUAGUUGUAUUAGCUGUUAUAACCACCAUUGAUUUUUGCUUGGGUUUGUCUAUAAUGCACAGGCUGCAUGUCGUUGCCGCGCAGAAACAUGAAACAACCAACUAUGUAUUCCAAAACCAUCCCUUCCGUUUUGAAUAGCACAAGCCAACCAUCCCAAGCAAAAAAGCUGACAAACUAGUUGGUCGAGCAGUACAUGUAUGUCGUGGCCAAUUAAUUACUGUUGUGGCAGUCUUUCAAAGUGAAUAUUCUUCCAUCCGUCUUUGCCUUGAUGAGACCAUAUACGUUUUUCUUGCACCGUAAUGCCCUCCUCCUCCUUAUCACUGUUAUUCUGAAUGACCCGAUCAUAUGUCACGGCCACUUUGGUACCUGAAAUGAACUGGAUUUUUGCAUUCGACAGUGGUCCGGCAACACCACCUUCUUGUCGCGUCAUGACUUGUUGUGCCGUUUCCUUUUCGGUCGCAAACCAUUCAUUGGUACAGAGUGAUCGAUACAAUUCCACAUUUUGUGUUUGAAUGGCUUGUAAGAGCCGCGAUUGUGCCGUCAAGACAUCGUACGAGAUGAUUUGAUUCAUGGCCGUUUGGGUCUCUUUCCACACCGCUUCAAUGGAUUGAUCGCCUCGAAUAUCAAACACAUCCAACGCGGGUCGCUUGUUCUUGUCGAGCAGUGUCUGUACGCACCGCAGCGUCUCCACCACGGGGACGGUAUCCCGUUCAAAUGUGGCGAAUCGCUUCCGAGCACUUUGUAGAUUGUCAUCGGAUCGUCCCGAACCUUCGGCGGCUCGUUGCAGAAUGCGUCGUUCCAGUUCGUCCAAUGGACACUGGUAGUUGAGUACGCCCCAGACGGUGGCUACUUUUUCGUUGGUCAUGCACCGGAUCCAUCCAUCCAAAUUGUCGUAAUUGCGGGGGAAUCCAUCCACGAGAAAAAUGAGAUCCUCACCAAAUUGAUUGGCGGCGGCCGCCAUGGCAUUCUGUAAGAGCGUGAGGGAUAUUUCGACGGGAACAAUAUUUCCCGAAACGAGACAAUUUUCAAUCAAUUCCCUGUGGGGAGAUUCUUCCUUUUUGGUUUCAGCUCGAAGCAAGUCCCCGGCGGAUAAAUGGACACAUGGAUAGUUGGCUUUGAUCAGGUCCGAUUGAGUGCCUUUUCCUGAAUUAUAUUACCGUAUUAUUGACAAAUAAAUAUAAGUGUGAGAUGAUAUCG
This is a messenger RNA of Seminavis robusta, 2855 nucleotides long. Lineage: Eukaryota; Bacillariophyta; Bacillariophyceae; Naviculales; Naviculaceae. The record is from the annotation of a GenBank genome assembly.